UCUCUCUCUUUCUUAAUUUUUUCCACCCUUUGAUCUUCUUCUUCCCUGAAAUUAGGGUUUUUGUAAUGUGGUUGUAAGAUAUGGUAAAUUCCGAAAGAAUCUCCGGGUCAGUUGCAGAUGGGUUCGAGCCUGAACCUGCGUCUCGAUCUUCCUCAUCUGCUGAUCGAUCUCCUUCUGAUCUCAAUCUGCUGACCAAGCUAAUAGAAGCAUUUGAUAAUGUGGGUUUCGGUGAAGUCGCUAAAGAUCAGAGUGGGACGGUGAUGAGUGUCUCUGAGGGUAAUGGAGGUGUUGAUUCGAAAGCCGUAGAUGGAAACCAGGAGGAAGAAGAAGGAGGAAGGGACGCAGAUGGAGACGGUGAUGGUGAGAGCGAGAGUGAGAGUGAGAAUAUGGUUGAGAAGAGAGAAGUUGUAUAUCCAGUGAGGCCAUGGGCAGAGGAUUGCGCGUUCUAUAUGAGAACAGGGAGCUGCAAAUUCGGAUCGAGCUGCAAAUUCAAUCAUCCUCUUCCAAAUCCAAGAAAAAUCCAAAUUGCUAGGGAUAAAGUAACAGAAAAGGAAGAGGAUGCUGAUAAUCUGAGACUGAUGGAUUGCAAGUAUUACUUCAGGACUGGAGGGUGCAAAUAUGGAGAAACUUGUAGAUUCAACCACACAAAACCAAAGUCUUGUCUACCCUCUGUACCGGAGCUUAACUUCCUCGGCCUUCCCAUCAGACCGGGAGAAAUAGAAUGUCCUUACUACAUGCGCAAUGGCUCCUGCAAAUUUGGAGCUGACUGCAAAUUUAACCAUCCUGAUCCUACAACUAAUGGAGGAACCGACUCUCCUUCGUUUCAUGGUAAUAAUGGUGGAUCCAUUGGAUCAUUUUCCCCAAAAUCCACACUCCAAGCAAGUUCAGCUCCCUGGUCUUCACAGAGGCAUGCGAAUGGUACUACUCCUUUUAUUCCGUCCAUGUUGUCACAGAGUCGUGGAGUUCCUUCUCAAACUCCGGAGUGGAAUGGCUAUCAGGCUUCUGUGUACUCAUCAGAAAGGAAUGUGUUUUCUCCUUCCAACACAUACCUUAUGAACAAUUCAUCAGCUGAAACAAGUAUAUUCUCACAGUACCAAUAUCAAAUGCCUGCUGAGGAAUUUCCAGAACGUCCAGACCAACCUGAGUGCAGUUAUUAUCUAAAAACUGGGGACUGUAAGUUCAAAUUCAAAUGCAAAUACCAUCAUCCUAAGAAUCGAUUGCCGAAACAGCCUCCUUACGCUCUCAAUGACAAGGGCUUACCCCUUAGACCUGAUCAAAUCAUCUGCACACAUUACAGUCGGUACGGCAUCUGCAAAUUUGGUCCAGCUUGUAGAUUUGACCAUUCCAUCUAGUGAUAUUUAAUACCGGCGGCCCGGGCCCGUUUUGGCUUUCCCGUUUUGGCCCUGCCCGUUUAAGCCGUUUAUAUAUGUACCCUUUUAACUUCAAGACCACCUGGCUUGGACCAGCCUGUUUAGGCCCGGAUCAUUUUUAGUUUUGAUAUUUUAUAUUUGAGUUUUUGUAACAAUAUUUAUUUUAUAACAUUAAAUCACAU
Molecule: messenger RNA, 1552 nt
Organism: Eutrema salsugineum
Lineage: Eukaryota; Viridiplantae; Streptophyta; Magnoliopsida; Brassicales; Brassicaceae
Product: zinc finger CCCH domain-containing protein 43
Exons: 6
Coding region: 81-1352 (423 amino acids)
Molecular function (GO): mRNA binding; metal ion binding
Source: RefSeq, a predicted model, not a curated record